Ambispora gerdemannii is the source of this 255-nucleotide messenger RNA. The record is from the annotation of a GenBank genome assembly. NCBI's taxonomy places the organism in Eukaryota, Fungi, Glomeromycota, Glomeromycetes, Archaeosporales, Ambisporaceae.
AUGCACUAUGUUGGUACUUUGGAGGAUGGAACAAAGUUCGAUUCUUCGUAUGAUCGAAAGAAACCUUUUGAAACAAAGAUUGGCGUGGGACAAGUGAUUCGAGGCUGGGAUGAGGGUGUUCCGCAAAUUAGUCUCGGAGGAAAAGCCAAACUUAUCAUCACGCCAGAUUACGGAUACGGAAAACGAGGAGCUGGCAAUGUGAUCCCACCUAAUGCCACUCUUAUCUUUGAAGUUGAACUCCUCGGUAUCUCUUAA